AUGAAAGUAAAAUCUAGCUUGGCCGUACUAACUGGCCUCAUUGCAAUCGUUAAUGCUCACGGAGACGAACACGGCGGUCACGGUGACGGAGAUCCAAACGCGAACUACGCCCAACGACACAUGGCAUCUGAGCAUCACAUUGAUGCCUUCAAUCCUUCAACCUUUUUCCAGCUUCAUGAUUUAGACCGCAACAACAUCCUUGACCGUAAUGAAAUUGAAGCCAUAUACGGUGUCCACCACGUUUAUAGCAAACGAAAGACUCCUACCGAGGAGGCGCAGGCCGCGAAAGCAAAACAGGUAACGGAUGCGGUGCUGGCGGCGAUGGAUGCCAAUGGGGAUGGUUUUAUUACCAUGGAGGAGUUUUUGGCCAAGGGUCUUGAUGCGCUGCCAGAUUUUAGCGCGCUCGGUGCUGAGGGACAUCACUACGACGUUGAGAGUGAAUUCUUUUUGCACCAUGAGGAAAUGUACCAUAACACACCUGAGACUCAGACUGAUGAAUCUUAUAACCACCCUGAAGACAUCGAACACUUUGCGCACCAUGAAGAAAUCGAGCGUAUCGAAGAAGAGCGCGAGCGCAAGUACGAGGGUCUUGCUGAGGACGGCGUUCACAAGGCCGCACCGGGCGACGAAUCUAACCAGGAUCCCGAGCUUAAACCCGGUCCCAAGUUCACCUAUACUCGAGCUCGUAAGGACGGCACGGAACCCGGGCAGCAUGAUGAAUGGAAGCGCGACGCUGAGAGCAAAGAUGCGUGGGGUCAAGGCGACAAUGGAUACAAGCGUCCAAAAGAGCCAUCUGAUAGGCUUAGGAAAAAUGUUCCUUACAAGGUAAAAGCUCAGGAGGAUCAGGGUGAUAAUAUUGCGGCAAUCCUCAAAGCGAUUCAAGAUUAUUCCACUAGUGAAAGGGAGCCUGGAUGCCUUACGUAUCGCAUUUGUCGCAGUGGAGACGACUUCUUCACUUUUGAAGAAUACGCUAAUGCUGCUGCAGUCCAAGAACAUUUUGAGAUUGAGGGAUUUAAGAAUUUACUGAAAGGGGUUGGCACAGGUACAUUAACUGUUGGGGAGCCAAAGAUAACCUAUUAUGAAGAGAUCUAA
Molecule: messenger RNA, 1092 nt
Organism: Rhizoctonia solani
Lineage: Eukaryota; Fungi; Basidiomycota; Agaricomycetes; Cantharellales; Ceratobasidiaceae
Product: calcium binding protein
Exons: 12
Coding region: 1-1092 (363 amino acids)
Cellular component (GO): extracellular exosome; endoplasmic reticulum-Golgi intermediate compartment
Molecular function (GO): calcium ion binding
Source: RefSeq, a predicted model, not a curated record